AUGGCAGUAGCCAAGCAACUAUUGGGCAGCAUGAUUAUCCGUGGCCUGACUCCUGAUGUUUAUACAUACAGAACUGUGAUUGAUGGAUAUUGUAAAUUAGGUAACACAAACGAUGCGCUUCAAGUUUUUGAUUGGAUGAUAAAGAUGGAUGAGAAGCCUAACUUGACAAUAUACAAUUCUGUCAUUAAUGGUCUGUGCAAAAUGGCCUCAAUAGAUGCUGCAAAAUACAUAGUUGAUGAAUUACGAAAGAGAAGAUUAUUUGAUGCGACGACCUUUAAUACCUUAAUUAGUGGAUAUUGCACGGGCGGACAGAUUGAUAAAGUGUUUAAUUUGACUAUGGAAAUGAAGAGCUUGGGAAUUUCUGCGAAUAGAGUCACGUAUAAUACACUGAUAAACCUUCUCUGCAAGUGUGAUUGCGAGGAAGAAGCAAAAGAAUUGAUGAAGAUGAUGAUUGUCCAGGGUAUUUGUCCUGAUUUUGUAACAUACACUACACUUGUUACUCACUUUAUCAAGACAUGUAGUCCUGAUGAGGUGAUUGCAUUGCAUGACUACAUGAUUCUAAAGGGAGUAGUCCCUCACCAGAAAACAUAUGAUACCAUUGUAGCACCACUUCUUUUAGAAGAAGGAAGAAAGAAAAGAUCAUAA
This is a messenger RNA of Arachis duranensis, 645 nucleotides long. RefSeq names its product pentatricopeptide repeat-containing protein At1g11710, mitochondrial-like. The coding region runs from base 1 to 645 and encodes 214 amino acids. NCBI's taxonomy places the organism in Eukaryota, Viridiplantae, Streptophyta, Magnoliopsida, Fabales, Fabaceae. Gene Ontology annotation, molecular function: protein binding. The transcript has a single exon. The record is from RefSeq and is a predicted model, not a curated record.